AUGGCUUCAUCACAAGACAUUAUUCACAUUCCUUCUGCCUCUCACCUUCCCACCAUCAAACUAUCAUCCGUUAAUUACCUUGUUUGGCGCACUCAUAUGCGGCUUCUUCUUUCCAUCCACAAGCUGUCCUCUCACAUCGACGACUCUUCUUCCCCGCCAUCUGAAACCAUCACUAUUGACAACAAAUCGGCAUCAAAUCCGGAGUUUGUUACUUGGACAGAAUCUGAUCAGAAAGCCGCCCUUCUUAUUCUUUCGUCUCUUACGGAGGAGGCGGCUGCCGAGGUUCUCGGUCUCAAUCGGGCGAAGGAAAUCCGGAAUGCCCUCGAGAAUCUCUACACCAUCGGGCAUCCGGUUACUGAAAGUGAUAAGCUGCACUGGUUUCUUCGUGGCCUUGGCCCAUCUUAUGAGAUUUUUUCUACUGCUAUUCGAGCCGUCAAACCGGCUCCUCUUUUUCGUGAUUUGGUUGCUCAAGCCGAGAGUCAUGAACUCUUUUCUCAAUCAAUCCACGGUACUUCCACUCCUCCGGCGACGUUCCACAUCCAACAUAAUCGUGGAUCUUCAAUGCCCAGCCGCGGCCGUGGCUCUUUUUCGCGGUAA
This is a messenger RNA of Helianthus annuus (common sunflower), 597 nucleotides long. RefSeq lists its product as uncharacterized. The transcript is spliced from 2 exons. The record is from RefSeq and is a predicted model, not a curated record. NCBI's taxonomy places the organism in Eukaryota, Viridiplantae, Streptophyta, Magnoliopsida, Asterales, Asteraceae. The coding region runs from base 1 to 597 and encodes 198 amino acids.